Messenger RNA from Medioppia subpectinata, 1581 nucleotides. The record is from the annotation of a GenBank genome assembly. Lineage: Eukaryota; Metazoa; Arthropoda; Arachnida; Sarcoptiformes; Oppiidae.
AUGAUCACUGGCGACGAAAACAGCAGUUACUGCCAACCCCUGGAGACCUACAGCCAGGAUAAAAGUCACUACAAAAACUACCACAUUGUGGUCAACAACACGGGUGACUACAUAUUCAUCAAUGAGUGCCAUCACGACACGGAUCUCAUCAGCGAAUACAUGAUCCACUGUUCGGGUAACAGGACGUGGGUUCGCGACCGCAUUGUCUACACCUCUCCAACCGCUCCGGAGUCCAGCGGCAAAUCAAACCUAACCAACCCGUGCCUAAACCCCGAUCACAGUCAGCGGUUAACCCUGUGUUUUAACCGCAAUGAACUGCAAAGUUGCUCCGGUGGCAGUGAACUGACCGAGAUUGAGAUCAGCGCCUUACUGUUGGCACUGGUAUGCUGUGUGUCUAUUGGGGUAAUUAUAGCGAUGGUAGUCUGUGUGCUACGACUCCGGAGGGCCCGCAAUGUUGACCACUCGUUUAGGACAGCGAGUGGUGUUGAUCGGCUAAUAAAACAUCUAUAUAAACACAAAAUACCGAUGGCUAUCGCCACCGGUGGGUCCGUUAAGGUAAUUAACUCAUAUUGCGGACACUUAAUGUCGUAUUUUGAUAAAUAUAUGACACACUAUGUGUUUGGCGACGACGAGGAGUUCCCUAAUAAACCGGCGCCCGAUGUAUAUCAUGUGUGCGCCAAACGGUUUGCAUCGCCGCCGGAAUCGCCGCACAAUUGUGUGGUAUUUGAAGACUCGUUGACUGGUAUUACCGGUGCUGUGGCUUCGGACGAUCCCGAUGUUAGGCAUAACAAACCUCUGCCCGAUAUCUAUGACGUGUGCGCCAAACGGUUUGCAUCGCCGCCGGAAUCGCCGCACAAUUGUGUGGUAUUUGAGGACUCGUUGACUGGUAUUACCGGUGCUGUGGCUUCGGCCACACAUGUAAUAUUUGAUUUGAGCGGCACCUUAGUCGAUUUGUAUGACAAUUUCAUACUGGCCAUCGACAUUGUGGCUAGGACGUUUGAUAAACAGUACGUUUGCCAUAAUAAAAAUGUACUACGCGACAUGAGCACCAUGCCCGAGUUUAUGGCCGAUACAUGUAAAUCACUAGACUUGAAGGUACCGUCCGAUGAGUUUAUGUCACUGGUAUAUAAAGAGUUGGGUCCCAGUCCUGCUAAAUUGGCUCCCGGUGUUAAUCGACUUGUAAAACAUCUAUAUAAACACAAUAUACCGAUGGCUAUCGCAACCAAUGGGUCCAAAAAGUCGUCUGUCGCAGGUGUGGGACAAUUGAUGUCAUAUUUUGAUAAAUAUAUGAAACACUAUGUGUUUGGCGACGACGAGGAGUUCCCUAAUAAACCGGCGCCCGAUAUAUAUCAUGUGUGCGCCAAACGGUUUGCAUCGCCGCCGGAAUCGCCGCACAAUUGUGUGGUAUUUGAGGACUCGUUGACUGGUAUUACCGGUGCUGUGGCUUCGGGUAUGACUACUGUCCUCAUCAAUGAUACCAUUGAUAGUACUUUUGAUGCAAUUGUGGGUAAAGUGACGGCAAUUACCAAAAGCUUUAAUGAGUUUAGACCAGAAUCCGUUGGACUACCGGCUUAUGAUUAA